AUGAGUAUAUUUCCAGUAUUGGAAAGAAGAAAUGGUUGUCCAGCCAAUGAGACGAGGUAUGUGGCUAUUGCACUUGUACAACCCUACACAAUCCGAAAGAUCAUAAUUAUCUCGCUUGUGAAAUCUGAGCUGUGCGAUUAUGAAGCUAAUAAUCUACGGACUGACAGGAGCUCGCGUCACCUCGCGAAGCGCGGCCUUAGCCUUAAACCGGGCACGAGCCGCGUCGCGGCGUGGCGCCAUCGCAAAGUGCAUGUGCGGGCGCGCGGCGCGUCGCGUCGCAUCGCG
Molecule: messenger RNA, 285 nt
Organism: Iphiclides podalirius (scarce swallowtail)
Lineage: Eukaryota; Metazoa; Arthropoda; Insecta; Lepidoptera; Papilionidae
Source: the annotation of a GenBank genome assembly